Messenger RNA from Trypanosoma rangeli, 3744 nucleotides. RefSeq lists its product as uncharacterized. The transcript has a single exon. Gene Ontology annotation, cellular component: trans-Golgi network. The record is from RefSeq and is a predicted model, not a curated record. NCBI's taxonomy places the organism in Eukaryota, Euglenozoa, Kinetoplastea, Trypanosomatida, Trypanosomatidae. Bases 1 to 3744 code for a protein of 1247 amino acids.
AUGAAAGAAACAGUUGUUACUUUGGUGUCACAACCACCGUCGACAUCGCUGCGAUUCCACCGUUGCGUGUCGGUCCUUUGGCUCCCAAUAUCGCUCUGUUUGGAGUGUGCCUCGGAAACACGUGUGAGUGGUUUAGAUAAAAAUAUCAUUACCUGUGACCCCAGCAGGAGCAGCAGUAGCAGUGCUCCCGUAAAGGAUGGAGGGCGGCAUUCCUUAGAUGCAGCAAGUGGAUUUGAGCGACGUAUGCUGCAUGAGUUGUUGAAGAAUCCUUUUGUGCCUGUACGCUCUCUUCGUGGUGUCUUUCCAGCCUCCACAGAGUACUACAGGGAGGAUGCCUUAAUUGAAAUGCGGAUCGACGUUGCCUCUGAUGUCAGCUCAAUUGCUGCCUCACCAUGGGCUGAAAUGGAGGCCCACAAAAGUGUCGCUGCUGUGAUAGCAGUCCUCAACUGCCACGACCACGAGCCUUGUCAGGCCCUCGCGGCACUAAAAUUGGUCUUUCAGCGAUAUUUUAAAGAGUGUACGUGUCGCUGUAUAGUAUUAGAUCCUACAGCGGAUGCGCAGGCGUCAAUGUCACAUCAUAUCUUUCUUCUCGCCCACGCCUCCACACCGGUGCAGGAGGUGGCACAGCACCUCCUGAUGGAGAUUGCCCUUCCCGUGGUGCAGCAGGCUAAUGCCAGCAUCAUCUCUCUUACAUCCUCAGUAGGCACGGUGUCACCUGCGACACAGCCCGCUUCUGAGGGUAUUGACAAAGUGAGCGGUGGAGGUGAUGAAGUUGUUAAUGGCCGCAUUGUGCACUCCCGUUUGGCAAAGAAAAAGGGAGAUCUUCUCUUGCGUUUGGGUGCAUUAGAUGCCGCACUACUUGCCUAUCACGAGUCGCUACCAGACGCGGAUGCGAUGUGGUGCUCCGCAACCCUAGAAGCCCUUGCGGCUUUGCGUUACUUGCAAAGACCCCCGAUGCUAGAUGUUACAACGGUAGUGGAGAAUAUUUUUUCGUCGCUCGAAAGUGACGAAACAGUGUGGAAUGCGGAGAUGAGUACUACACUGAAACAAUUGGAGACCGUUGUGGAAAGUGUGCGAGCGGAUCAGCGUAGGGCCACUUUGCUGCUUAAGCACAGCUUACCAGCCGCGCCACUGAACCGCAGACUCCUCAAAGAGGUGGAGGAACCUCUAUCCAUACAAAUUGAAAACUUCCGGCGCCAGAUUGCUAUAAUUCAUCGUUAUUUUAAGGGGGACAACAAAGAGGCGAUGGGCACGCACGUUGAGGAUGCUGGGAAGAACGCACGCGAGGCGUUUAAAGAGAUUUUUAGGCUGAGUUUUAUGGAAUUGCAGCUUUAUCUUCAGGAGGCCUUGCAGCAGAUUCGUUCCAUUACCACCGGGUCCCGGGCCGGUUUGAAGGAGCGAGAGGCGAACAUCCACCUCAAGCGGACAGAGUUGCUUGCAGAAGAGGGAGAUAAACGAAAGUUCCUGGAAUCUCUGACUGUUCUGAAGGCAUCGGCAAAGAACACACCGGAGUCGAUGCAGCAAGACCUGCGGAAGCAGAUCCCCUACCUGAGUUCCCUUUGUGGUUGCUGGCGGAAGGCCAUAUUUAACGUUGUCGAGGCUGCCGUAUCGGAGCGACAGGCAAACGCUCAUGGCGCCUCCAUAGCAUUACUGAUGCGUGCCUGUAGGAUGGCUGGCAUUCCUCUUCCAUUGAUGGAGUUUCAAGAUCAGGCGGCAGAGUGGAAGGAGGUUGCUGCGAUAGAAAUAAGAGGCUGUGAUACUGUGAGCGGUGGUGUGGGAGAGGCAGGCUCUACGGCGCAGCGUGUCCAUAAGGCUCAGGAUGUACCACUACUGAUGAAGCUUCUUGAUGCGGUGACAGAAGCUGGCUUGGAUAAUGGCAUUCAGAGUGUUGUUGCCUCUCUUCUUCUCUUUGAGUACUAUCCUAUUCUCCGUCGGGAGACACAAGAGCUGUUGUUGGAGAUUCUGGAGCGAAGCAAUGCGGCGAUAGAGUCUCUCGUGGUGGUACCACCACCUCUGUUGCAAGGCAUGGAGGUACUCCCGUUACCGCCCCACUUGGCGCCAAAAACGGCUCCCUUGAGUGGUGCCCAGUUUACCUUUAUCGACACUGGACGGCUGAAGAUGACGAUGCUUACAUUGAAUGGAAACGUUUUACCACACGGACAGGUGGUGUGGGCUGUUGGAACAGUGGGUGAGGUGCAGUUGGUUUUACGAAAUCCUUUUCGUCGUGAUCUACAAUUAACAUCCAUCGCCCUUCGUUGUCGUUCUGUGGAGACGCUAGAUGAUCUCGGGCGUAUUGGUGAUGGUACUGCAGGACAUAUGGUUGGGCCUCUUGCUCCAUCGAGUUAUCUAGUGACGGGUUUGAUUUUGCCAUCGAUGUCGCAACGUCUCCUGCGUUUGCAGGUGGAACCGAAUAUGCGGGGUUAUCUUGCGGUGGACGGCGUGGAGAUUCGUCUCGGGAAGCUGCCUCUCUGCGCCACCUUUCUGAUGCCCUCGCCAAAUCCCAUUAUUAUUCCUGUCCUGCAGCAGCUUCCCGACAUUACGUGUACGCUGGGUGUCAAUGAGGUUGAAAUUUUUGGAGGUCAGACAAUUCAUUUUCCGCUCUAUUUGACAAACUCCGGUGUAGUGACGAUACACAAACUGCACCUCACAGCGCAUGAUGAGUCAUGCCAGCUGGAUUCAUGCACUGGAUGCAAGGAACGCGUGAACUCCACAUCCCUCUACGUUACACUGGAGUCCGAUGCCUUUCAGCAGAAGGGGACCUCGCGUUGCCUGGAACCUGGCGAUACCCUGCUGGUGCACGUGACAAUGAUUGCCCCAGCCUGUAGUGAUCAUGUGGUGUUUCAACGCGUCGUGUUUCGCGCCACUAUAGAGCUGUCAUAUGAUGCACCAGAAGCUCCAGAAAAUGUUCCCAGUGCUGUUCCUGUUUUUGCAGUCAUUCCUCGCCGUCUGCAGGAAACAUUUCUUCGGGUCUUUCAGGUCCCUAGUGUUUCUGUGACCUCGCUGAAGCUCUCGAGGGAUCGGCGGUGCGUUGAAAUUACGGUGAAGAACAAAAGCGAGUUAUACACCAUUGAAAUUCUUUGUAGUCGACUCUUGUUCACCUCCAUCCCUGACGCAUUGAUUGUGGCAGGUGCAGAAUAUCUCAUUCCACCUAUAGAAAUUACAAAAAUUCCAGCAAACGUACGUCAGCUUUUACUCCCGUGGGUGGUGCGAGAACUUCCCGAGUGCCGCGGUGAGCUCGCUUUGGACCUUUCAAUCCUUGCAAAUGUGUUGGUGAGCAUGGAGCCCUUGGAGGAUGCCGUGGUUCGUGUUAUGUGUGUCUCGGGGGACGAGAGUGGUGGGGCCGCCUUCAAGGACCAGUGGCGAAGCGGACACGCCGUGACGAGUGAAUUUCCGCUUAGAUUUUCGGUGAUGCAGCCUGUGACACUCCUUGUGCGGGUUAGUGCACCAUGGAGGCAGGCGGUGCCGCUUCGUGUUCGCCUUUCCAUGGAAAACCACCUGGAUGCUGACGUUCUCAGUGGUCCUGUGGAUACCACCAGCCUAGUCGGUGGCGGUACCAAAACAGUUGCUAGCCCUCGUCACAGCAGUGAAAAGAACGAGGAGGAGCACGACGAUGGCAAAAGUUACGAGGAGUGCAUUGAGUUCUUUCCCUUUAAGGUGGGGGAGCAUGUCUUGACCAUCACGCUUUCUGAUCUCGACGGACGUGAGAUUACGCACAUGGUGAAGCUGCAGGUGGAGCAUCUGUAG